Molecule: messenger RNA, 2220 nt
Organism: Juglans microcarpa x Juglans regia
Lineage: Eukaryota; Viridiplantae; Streptophyta; Magnoliopsida; Fagales; Juglandaceae
Product: wall-associated receptor kinase-like 8
Exons: 3
Coding region: 1-2220 (739 amino acids)
Biological process (GO): cell surface receptor signaling pathway; protein phosphorylation
Cellular component (GO): plasma membrane
Molecular function (GO): protein serine/threonine kinase activity; ATP binding; polysaccharide binding
Source: RefSeq, a predicted model, not a curated record
AUGGCAGCAGUACUACUGCGAUUGGGGUUUCAGAUAAUUAUUCUCUUAUCACGCUCAGUCUAUGCAUUCGCACAAGCAGCAAAUAUAACAAAAAGUCCAUCAUGUCCAGAAGAAUGCAGUGGGAAUAAUGUUAGCAUUCCGUACCCAUUUGGAAUAGGUGAUGGUUGCUAUAUUUCCAAAUGGUUUGAAAUCGUAUGUAAUGAAACUGACACUUUCGACGGUAAAUCCAAAAUACCUGUCAUAAGGCAGUUCAACCUGGAGGUGCUGGAGAUUCUAUUAGAUGAUAACAAAGUUCGGGUCAACUAUCCGGUAUUUACGAGUUGUACUAAUAAUGAAAGCACCACAUUCAAAGUAGAGUUAGCAGGAAGUCCUUUUGUCUUCUCCAGCAGUGACAACUAUUUCGUUGCCAUGGGUUGCAACAACUCUGCCGUGAUGUGGUCCGAAGAUGAGAAAGUCUCAACCGGUGCAGUGUGCCGGUCCCCUUGCGAUCACCAAAGAUCAUCAAGAAAUGGAAAAAUUAGUUGCAAGGACACUGCGGACUGCUGCGUAACAUCAAUCCCCUCAGAUGUUCAUUCAUUCACUACAAAAAUAGAGCCAAGAGCUCAUUCCGAGGAGGUAGUCGGAGAAUCAUGCAGGCAUGCAUUCUUGGUCGAAAAUUCGUGGCCGCUUUGGGAGAAAUUCAAAAUUUCGACCCCAAAUGCAUACUUCCCAGUGGUAUUGGAUUGGGGGAUUGAUAAUCCUUCAAAAACUUCGCUUCCAAUAGAUCUCUCGGUGGCAAAUGAUUGGACGUCAGUACCACUUAUCUGUCAUAGAGGGUAUUACCCUUCUUUUAACCGGGGCUUUACUUACAGCUGUUGGUGCAAUACAGGCUUCCAUGGAAAUCCCUAUCUUCCUGAAGGAUGUCAAGAUAUUGAUGAAUGUGCAAACUCAGAUUAUAAUUAUUGUGGUGAAACACGUUGUGAAAAUACUUUGGGGUCUUUUAAAUGUAUCCCAGCUCGUAGGAGUGCCAGGCUUGCCAUCAUUAUUGGAAUUAGUGCAAGCCUUGGGCUAGUAGUGAUGCUCAUUGGUGGAUGGUGGUCCUACAAAGCAGUAAAUAAAAGAAAGAUGAUGAAGCAAAAGGAGAAGUUCUUUAAACGGAAUGGUGGACUAUUGUUACAACAACAAGUAUCUUCGAAUGAAAUCAACGUUCAGACUACUAAAUUGUUUGAUUCAAAGGAGUUGGAGAAGGCCACUGACCGAUUUAAUGCAAACAGAAUGCUUGGCCAGGGAGGACAAGGUACGGUUUACAAAGGCAUGCUACUAGAUGGAAGCAUUGUCGCCAUAAAAAAGUCUAAGAUAAUUGAUGAAAGAAAGCUUGAAGAAUUCAUUAAUGAAGUUGUUAUUCUUUCACGAAUUAACCACAGAAAUGUGGUUAAACUACUUGGUUGUUGUUUGGAGACAGAAGUUCCUCUACUCGUUUAUGAGUUCAUUCCUAAUGGAACUCUUUCCCAAUAUCUCAAUAACCAAAAUGAGGAGUUUCCCCCAACAUGGGAUAUGCGCUUACAAAUUGCCACAGAUAUCGCCGGAGCUCUCUUCUACUUGCACUCAGCAGCUUCAUCACCCAUUUACCAUCGAGACAUCAAGUCUACAAACAUACUUUUAGAUGAAAAGUAUAGAGCUAAACUAGCAGACUUCGGAACUUCAAGAUCUGUUGCAAUUGAUCAAACCCAUCUGACCACACAAGUACAAGGUACUUUUGGAUACUUGGAUCCUGAGUAUUUUCAAACUAGUCAGUUUACAGAAAAAAGUGAUGUUUAUAGUUUUGGGGUUGUCCUCGUUGAGCUAUUAACUGGAGAAAAAGCAAUCUCUUCAAUAAGAACAGAAGAUACCAAAGGUUUAGCCUCAUAUUUCAUUCGUUCAAUGGAAGAAAACAAUUUGUUUGAUAUUCUUGAUGAUCGAGUUUUGAAGGAAGGUGAAAAAGAGGUUGUUUUGGUUGCGAAUCUUGCAAAAAGGUGCUUGAACCUGAGCGGAAAGAAACGACCUAUGAUGAAAGAAAUUUCAAUGGAGUUGGUGUCCGUUCAAACGUCGAGAAAAGCUUCUAACCUUGAUCAGCAAAAAUAUGAAAAGGCUGAAUAUGUUAGAACUGAAAUGUACGAUCAAUGGGUUGGUUCUACAUCAACAACGUUAACAUCCUGUGUGGAUAGUGGUGAUCACGGCCAUCUUUUGACAAUUUCUUCUUAA